This is a messenger RNA of Enhydra lutris kenyoni (northern sea otter), 2548 nucleotides long. RefSeq names its product deoxyribonuclease 1. Bases 1404 to 2534 code for a protein of 376 amino acids. The transcript has 7 exons. Gene Ontology annotation, molecular function: DNA nuclease activity. Lineage: Eukaryota; Metazoa; Chordata; Mammalia; Carnivora; Mustelidae. The record is from RefSeq and is a predicted model, not a curated record. Gene Ontology annotation, cellular component: nucleus. Gene Ontology annotation, biological process: DNA catabolic process.
AUGACUCGAGCCGAAGUCAUGACUGAGCCACCCAGGUGCCCCUCAAGUUGAGACUCUUGAGAUGGGGGUAAGGUUCUGAGAGUCUGGUGGGAGGCUAAUAAAUCCCAUCCCACGGAUCUGGUAAGAAGGGCUGAGAGACCCGCAGAGAGCAGCGUGUUGCUGGGGGCAGAGGGGGGUGACCUGGAGCCCCCCGGAUCUGGAGAUGCAGCCCCUGCCGACACGCUGACUUCAGUGCCAUGAAACGGAUUUUGGUCUCUAGAGCUGUUAGAGAAUACAUUUCUGUCCAAUUAAGCCACCAACUUUUUAGUGACCUUUUUCUGUAGACACAGAAAUCAUCCCAAACAGGACAGGGAUUCUAAAGCAGAAAUGACCAGAGGCGAGGGCCGGCCCAGAGCCUCCAGCUGCUUGACAGUGUCCCUGAGACUUAGUCGCCUGAGUUACCUCCCCCUAGAACACACGCUCCUUCACCCUAAAUUCCCACUGCCUUGCUGGCAGCAGAGGUGGGCCCCACAUCCCGCCGCUUCCUGGGGCCCGGUGGCCCGCAAGGUGGACCCAUGAGGAAGCAGCGGUUGCCCCUCAGGGGAUGGCUGGCUUUGACCCGAGGCUCUAGGUCAGGCUGGGACCUAGCCAGGCUCGCACACACCUGCUCCUUUCCCCUCCCUGGGAGAGCAGCAUUGUGUGAAGGACGAGGGCACCUUGGCCAGUUCAUUAGAAUUUUUAAAACCAAGUGCAAAUAUUGUCAGGUGCUCUGUUUGCAGGAGCCUGUGCCUGUUGAGAUAGGUGCGCGCCAGCCACCCACGGACGUGGGAAAGCCACACAGGCAGCACCAUUGUUCUCUGUCCCCCAGGUGAGGCCCUGGACAAGGUCACGGCUCCCUAAACCUUUAAAACCCCAGGGGGAGACGAACGUUGCCUGUGCUGGGACUCAGCCACAACUCUGCAUGGGUCUCUCACCCUUGUUUUUUAAUUCACUCUCCUUUGUAAAUAUUUUCUUAAAGCAGCAAGAAGAGUGUUGAUACCAGUCAAUCAGAGAAUAUCGAUUCCUGAUUCUUCUAAGAAUUCCUAUUGCCAUCGUAGAAGUUGACCUUCAGGUGAGUGUCUGGUGCCUUAAGGGCAGUGUGACACGGGGCCCCUGGAAAGUGGGUGCUAGGCCUAGAGGCCACUUGGGAAGAGCCUUUGCCCGUCCUGGCUGGGUGGGUGCCUGGGACAGGGAGGGUUGUGAGCCGGUGUCCUGGCAACAGAGGGUCAGGGGCCGCCUUGGGCUGGCGACUCUUACAGGGGCUUGUCUUCUGGCGGGUGGAGGAGGGAGAACACCCAGGGCCCUUCACUGUCUGGCUCUCUGGACACUGGGAAGAGGGUUUUGAGUCUCACCCCAGCCUGCUCAGCACGGCCCACAGAAACGGGAUGACUGAGACUCAGACUCUACCAGCCGCUCCUGGUCGGACGCUGGGGGACCACGGGGUACGGUCCUACUGCAGACUCACACAUAAACACCCCUCCUGCAGGAUGAGGGGUGCCAGGCUGACGGGGGCACUGCUCGCCUUGGCCGGCCUGCUGCAGGUGGCCCUGUCCCUAAAAAUAGCAGCCUUCAAUAUCCGGACUUUUGGGGAGACCAAGAUGUCCAAUUACACGCUCUCUCACUACAUCGUGCAGAUCCUGAGUCGCUACGACAUCGCCAUCGUCCAGGAGGUUAGAGACAGCCACCUGACAGCCGUGGGGAGGCUGCUGGAUGCUCUCAACCGGGAUGACCCAGACACCUAUCAUUAUGUGGUCAGUGAGCCUCUGGGCCGCAGCAGCUACAAGGAACGCUACCUCUUCUUGUUCAGGCCUGACCAGGUGACCGUGCUGGACAGCUACCAGUACGACGACGGCUGCGAGCCCUGCGGGAAUGACACCUUCAGCCGCGAGCCCACCAUCGUCCGGUUCCACUCCCCGCUCACCAAGGUCCGGGAGUUCGCCGUUGUUCCACUCCAUGCGGCCCCCCUGGACGCAGUGGCAGAGAUGGACUCGCUCUAUGACGUCUACCUGGAUGUUCGGCAGAAGUGGGACCUGGAGGAUGUCCUGCUCACGGGCGACUUCAACGCUGGCUGCAGCUACGUGGCCCCCAGCCAGUGGGCCUCCGUCCGCCUGCGCACAAGCCCAGCCUUCCAGUGGCUGAUUCCUGACACCGUGGACACCACGUCCACGGCCACGCACUGUGCCUACGACAGAAUCGUGGUGGCCGGAACAGUGCUCCAGCACGCCGUCGUUCCAGACUCGGCUGCCCCCUUUGACUUCCAGGCUGCCUACGGCCUCAGCAGCCAGCUGGUAUGUGUCCUUCCCUUCAGCUCUCCUGGGGCUGGGGCUCCGGCCCGCACCCCGGGGACUCGCGGCUGUCUCCGUUCUCUGCACCAACAUCAGAGAGCCGUGGGGGGCCGAGCAGGCAAUACUGUGUGCAGAGCAGGUCGUGCGCCCCCGUCCUCACUGUGCGCUUCCCCACAGGCCCAGGCCAUCAGCGACCAUUACCCGGUGGAGGUGAUGCUGAAGAGGGUCUGACGGGAGUGGAGCCC